AUGCAGUCCUACGACGCAAACGAGCGGUUCAAGGUCGGCCCGAUUGCCGCCGAUGCUCAGUACGCGCUCGGGUCGGCCCCACCUUCGCCCCCUCCGACCUCGAUCGCAGCCCCUGUCACUCACCCACCUCCGCCGCCGCCCUCUUUAUCUUCGCCGUAUGCUCUCCCACAUCAAGCUCAAGUCGUGUCGCCUCCCUUGCCUCCCCUCCCUCUCCACGGCUACAGCCCCAACCCCGAAUCGACCCCCGUUGCUUCUUCCUCCACCGCCCCGUCCUCACUGGCGAGCUCGCUGCAACAGCUGAGUGGCGAGGCCGCCUUCCUGCCAACACCAAGGGCUACCGAAUAUCAACUUCAGCAAUCACUCCCGAUCGCAAGCACCUCGAAUGCACCCGAUCUCGCGACGGCCAGUUCGUCACCGGACGAAGACUAUAUCCCGGGCCUCAUGUCACCCCACCUCUUUGUUGUCUUACCUAACGUGAGCAGGCUCUUAGGACCGAAUGGAUGGUCGAACAGGUGAUUACAGGCUCACCCGAUUCUAUUCGGCUUUUGUCCGCAGACCGACAAUCUCACUCCUCUGGUCGAGAGGUACCUUGGUCCUUCGGCUCCACGUGACCUGAGCGGCGCGGACGGCAAGGGUAAGACCGUGCAAGAGCUGAUCGUUAGUCGCCACGUGAAACCAUGUAUCUCGAGCUCAGGCGCUGAUGUGAACAUUGCCAGCACACUCCAACAGACGGCACGAAAAUGGCGAGGACUGGCCGAGCUCUGUCACGAUGUCAUUAUGAGUUCCUCGCCAGAAGCGACAUCGUUUCUUCUCGGCGUCAGUCUACGCUCCUGGAGUUUCUUCCUGCGUGACCCCAAGAGUGCUGACCUCCAAUUUUCCAAUUUCAUCCUCUAGCACUGGGUUCUUCGACUUCACUGCCUGUUGCGACUGCAUCUCGUCGAGCACUUUGCCACAGAGCUCCUAGGGCUUAUCGCAAUCCUGCCGCCACUCGUCUCGCUCACUCCCCCACCUGCUCGACCCACGGGCAUCACUCCACCACGUUUCAUCCCCGUGAUCCCUUUCGAACUCCACGUCAUGCUCGCCACCCUACCCGCCCUCCGCAGCGAUCCAGAACGCUCAGUUGAUAACUUGAGCGUGUUGCUCAAGAACGUUCGCUGCGAGAUGUGGGUGUGCGAGUGGCGCGACGAGCACGAUUUUGCGCAAGAGUGGAAGACGAGGGCAGAGAGGAUCGCGGGUAUGAUCGCUGCAGCUUUAGUCGAGAUCAAGGUCGGUACUAUCGAGAUGCUGUGGUGCGAUAUUGGUCUGCGUUCUACUGACAACGAGAUGUCUUCUGUGGUGACCUAGGCCUAUCCUUCAGCAACCUACGUCCUGACCGCGGGCUCGCGUACCAAGCCUCUCUCUUCGGCCUUGCUCCCGGCUCUAACUCGACUGCAAUUCGCGACGGGCCACAUCAUGGGGCUAUCAAUGACUGUCGCCGCCUCGAAUGCACCGUCCAAACACGAUCGAACAAUGCGCAAGAUGUUGGCGUUGGGCAAGGUUGCUCGAGGGGAUUGGGCCGCCGCAGAGGCCGACUGGCGAGCACUCGUGCAGGAGGAUGACCGAGACGCCGAGGUACGCCCAAGCGACCGCACCAGCGCAGUGAGACCAUCAGCGCUAACAUCAUUCGAACUACAGGCUCUUAACAACCUUGCCGUCGUCUUGUUGUUCGCUUCCAGACUGAACGAGGUGAGUGGGACCUCGGCGACUUGACGCCGCAGCCUUUUCCGGAGAGACUCGGCUGAAUAACAAACGACCACCCGAUAACCUCGCGCAGGCGAUCAAUCUUCUCGCCCGUUUGUUCUCUACCAAGACAUCGACGGCAUAUGCUUCCGAAACGAUCAUUUUCAAUUACGCGAUUUUGCUCGAGCUACGGACCGAUAAGAGCAUGGGGCCCAAGGUGGAGCUGUUGAGAGGGGUUCUCAGUGGCCCCGGGGGAGAAGACGUGCGAUCGACUUGUUUGAAACUGGAAGCUUGA
Messenger RNA from Microbotryum saponariae, 2014 nucleotides. Lineage: Eukaryota; Fungi; Basidiomycota; Microbotryomycetes; Microbotryales; Microbotryaceae. The record is from the annotation of a GenBank genome assembly.